UCGUUAUUAUCAUUUCCCCUCUUUGUUAUAGAAAAAUAAGAACCAAAUUUCCUUUCUUUUUGUCUGGUCCUGACGAUUCUUGAGAUUCCAUCAUGCUCUGACUUUUCCAAUUGAUAUGGGAUAGCUUCGUCAAUUUUGUCCACAUUCCAGCAGGUUGUUACCUUCAAAUCUAUGAUCAUACAGUACCACAUCUUUUAAACUGCCAACUGCCUCAGAAACUCUCUCUCUCUCUCUCUCUCUCUCUCUCUCUGUGUAUGAUUCCAUAAUCUUCAUUUUUAAGAAUCAUUCUUGAAACUCACUUUGAGAAACAUCCAAUGAUCUCAGCACUUUCUCCUACUCAACUCUUGCUCCUCAUCUUUAUAACCAUCUCCUGGAUUUUUGCAACAGUUGAAGCUCAAAGCAAUGUAAGCGUAGGUGGUUUUCUAUCUGCCGAUGGUACAAACACGGCAUGGCGAUCCCCCUCCGGUGAUUUUGCCUUGGGUUUUUAUGCCAUUCCGGGCCAAGAACAUCUCUUCCUUCUUGCAAUUUGGUAUGCUAGCAUACCAGAGAGAACCAUCGUCUGGUAUGCUAAUAAUAGGGAGACUCCAGCAGUAGCAGCUCGAAAUUCAAAGGUCGAGCUUACAGGGACUGGCCAUCUUGUGCUUAAAGACCCUGGAAACAAAGAGUUGUGGAGGUCCCAAAGCCUCAAUAAUGAUUCUCAAGUAUCUCAUGCAGCCAUGCUUGAUACAGGGAACUUUGUGAUAUCGAGUCAAAACUCAGGCAACAUAUGGGAAAGCUUCAAAUAUCCAACGGAUACCAUGUUACCCUCACAAGAAUUGGAUGUUAAUCAGAGUCUUUCAUCAGCUCUGGCUGAAGCAAACUACAGUAAGGGGAAAUAUCAACUUCGUUUCAACCAAGGAUCUUUCAUACUUAACCAAAUUGAUAUGUUCACCAAAAAACCUUACAAUAAUUAUUAUAGUUUCGGGGACGGUUCUCGGUUGAUCUUCAACGGCACGGGGCGUAUUCAAUUUCGGAAUUCAAGUGGAAGUAUAAUCAACCUUGCACCAAUAAACACUGUUCCGAAACCAGAAUCAUACUACUACAGGGCAACACUUGGUUUUGAUGGAGUUUUUACUCUCUAUUCUUAUCCAAGGAACCCCAGUGCUGGUGGUAGAAGCUGGUCUGUCUUGUGGUUUAAGCCGGACGAUAUAUGCUCGAGCUUUGUCGACAGUACAGCUAGACUUGGAACUGGACCAUGCGGAUAUAACAGCAUUUGUGAGCCUGUCAAUGGGAGGCCUAAUUGCACAUGUCCCCCUGGAUUUUCAUUUUUGGAUGAAAAGAAUACACACAUUGGCUGCAAACAAGAUUAUACAAGCUCCGCUGAAGAUUGCAACCCAGACGGAUCCACCGUAGAGGAAGAUCGGUUUGAAUUCAGGUCAAUAUUAUUUGCAGAUUUCCCUUUCAGUGACUAUGGCAUAUUGCAGCCAGCAACUGAGUUCGAAUGUAGGCAAUCUUGCCUUCUUGACUGUACUUGUGCAGUUGCCAUUUUACAGGAUCCAUCUUUAAGUCCAGAUGGAACUGGAACUUGUUGGAAAAAGAAAUUACCACUCUCAAAUGGGCGGUUUAACAGAGUAGAUAUUGACAGAACAGCGCUAUUUAAGGUACCAAAGUCAAAUGCCUCUAGGAGAAGCCCUGACACCCCUAAACCAAGUGAUGAAAAUCAGAAUGCUGCUAUUUUGAUCCUUUCAGUUCUCCUAGGUACCUCAGCAAUCUUCAACUUCUCCUUUUUAGCUGCAAUUGCCUUGAUAUUCUUUUGCUUAUACCGAAGACGGCUACAACACUUGGAUGGUGUUCAUAGUCAUAGCAGAGGAGAUUUAGAGACUAAUCUGCGUUCAUUCACAUACAAAGAGCUUGAACAAGCCACAAACGGAUUCAAAGAAGAGCUAGGAAGGGGGGCUUUCGGCACGGUUUAUAAAGGAGAACUGUCACCAAGCUACGUAAACUAUGUCGCCGUCAAGAAAUUAGAAAAGGUUGUACAAGAAGGUGAAAGGGAAUUCAAAACAGAAGUGAAGGUGAUUGGCCAUACUCACCACAAGAAUCUGGUGAGACUACUUGGAUACUGUGAUGAAGAACAACAUAGGCUUUUGGUCUAUGAGUUUAUGGGAAAUGGUUCAUUGUCGAACUUCCUUUUCGGAGUGUUACGGCCUAGUUGGCAAAAAAGGUUACAAAUUGCAUCAGGAAUUGCAAAAGGCCUCGCAUACUUGCAUGAAGAAUGCAGCACACAGAUCAUCCAUUGUGACAUUAAACCACAAAACAUACUCUUGGAUGAUUGUUUAACGGCCAAGAUAUCUGAUUUCGGAUUAGCAAAGCUGUUGAUCAACAGCAAAACUCAAACGCUGACUGGCGUACGAGGGACGAAAGGGUACGUGGCACCGGAAUGGUUCAGAAACUCCCCGGUCACAGUCAAGGUAGACGUUUACAGUUUCGGAGUGAUGCUGUUGGAGAUCAUAUGUUGCAGAAAAUGUGUUGAAGUGGAGAUGGAUGAAGAAGCAAUAUUAACAGAAUGGGCAUUCGAUUGCUACAAUGAAGGGAUGAUGGAAAAGCUUGUUGAAAAUGAUGAAGAGGCCAGAAACGAUGUUGGGAGAUUGGAGAUGCUAUUGAAAGUGGCAAUUUGGUGUGUGCAAUAUGAGCCAGUUUUAAGGCCAUCCAUGAGGACAGUGUCGAUGAUGCUUGAAGGUGCAGUCCAGGUUCCAUCUCCACCAUGUCCUUUCACACUCCAUUCUAUGUCUAUGAAAUAUUAAAAUGAUGUAGCCUAUUAUCGUGUUUCUUUUUCAAGUUUGGUCCCGUAAAAGCUGGAAUGUACAAAUUUAAUAGCUUUCAUUUUUCAAUAAAUUGAGUUUCAAAAACCAGAAAA
Messenger RNA from Gossypium arboreum, 2893 nucleotides. Its product is annotated as G-type lectin S-receptor-like serine/threonine-protein kinase LECRK4. Gene Ontology annotation, molecular function: protein serine/threonine kinase activity; ATP binding. Lineage: Eukaryota; Viridiplantae; Streptophyta; Magnoliopsida; Malvales; Malvaceae. The record is from RefSeq and is a predicted model, not a curated record. Gene Ontology annotation, biological process: protein phosphorylation. The coding region runs from base 315 to 2780 and encodes 821 amino acids. The transcript has a single exon.